AUGACCUACAAGCUGUGCGCGGGAGCAAAAAACGGGAUAGGCACUCAGAACAAUGCAUGCGACGAAGCCUCCACGAGGUAUUGCGAAGGUCUUUUCAUCGAACAUGCUCAGACAACAAUGACAAGCGAAAUUGCACUGCUCGUCGAGCUACAGGUUCUACUUAGCAUAGCAGAAGCUUCCACAACCGGCUACCAAACAUUUAGUGCCCUGAGCCUUUUCCUCCCUGUGGCCGGGGGAGGCAGACUACAAGACGAUAACUCCAGCACACGUUUCGAGGAGGCGGAUGCCUUGCGAAGCGAGGUCGCGGCGCUGAGGGACGAACUCACCGCGCUGCAGGGGAGAGCCAGCCUCGGAGCGCAAAGACACUCACAACAGGGGGUGCGUUCCCCCAACGGCCCUGGCGACCUGCGCCGGAAAAGUGCCGAAACCAAGUCGGGGCGCCCUUCGUUUCUCGGGAGCCCGGCGUAUGCUUCGCCUGCCCGAAGAACGAGCAAGGCUGAGAGCGGAGGUGCUGGGCUCUUCAAGGCCGCCCAGCCACUCUUACAGCAGAGUGCCGAUCCCACCAGACGUCAGUGCGCACUUCGGGCGGUGCAGGAGGAGCUCAAGUCGGGGGCUUCUGCAAACACGUGGGACGGCCCUGACACUCCGUUGCGGGCGGCAGUGCAGGCGAGAUCGACAGAACUCGUCUCGCUGCUGCUCCGGGCACGCGCAGAUCCUGAAGAGGAAGACCCCAAGGGUGUUCGCCUCUUACACCUGGCAGCUUUCAAGGGCCAGGACGAGAUCUGCAGACUGUUGCUGGCAUCUCGUGCUAGCCCAAAUGCUGCGGAUUGCCAUGGGCAGACCCCCUUGUUCUUCGCGCCUACGCGUCCAAUCUGUGCCACACUUCAGAGGAGCCAUGCAAACGUGAACGUGAUCAAUCGCCAAGGCCAGUCUGCCCUACAUCUGGCGGCCAAAGCGGGCCUCGGCGACGUCCUUGCGUGGAUGGCGUGCAAUGUGACUCAUGCUCUCCUGAGCUUGAGGGACGCCGAGGGCCACCUUGCCGGGGACUACGCGCGCCAAGCAGGGAUCAAGCCCGAAGUCUUGGAGAAGCUGAGCCUUCCCGCCAAAGCCUCCGGCUCGCUGCGCUCAGGCACUUUCCAGCCCACGUACGCCGGACUGCAACUACCGGCGUCCAAAGUGGCCAAAAGCGCCACGGGUGUGCUGGGCCCUGACCCAGAGGCCACGCCAGUGCUGAGCGAGGAUGCAUCAGGUGCCGAGCCGAGUGUGCCAGCUGCCUGGGAAGUUGCGGCCAGCGAAGACGUCCCCGCUGCGGCCACGGAGACGGUCGAGGCGCCAGAGCCGCUGGAGGAAGCGCUUGCGCCUGCUUCGUUGGACCCAGGUGUGGUGGAAAGCUUUGGGGAGAUGCCAGCCGCGCAGCCCGCGGAGCCGCCCGAGGAGCGAUCGCAAUUCUUGGAGGAAUUGGAAGAAGCCUUCUGA
Symbiodinium natans is the source of this 1476-nucleotide messenger RNA. The record is from the annotation of a GenBank genome assembly. Lineage: Eukaryota; Dinophyceae; Suessiales; Symbiodiniaceae.